CGCUCGUCAGGAAAGCAGAGAGAGAGAGAGAGAGGGGAGGAAACACGAGACGAAGGGGAGAGAGAAGCAGGAACGGAGCAGGGAAGAGGAGGGAAGGGGAGGGGACAGAUUGAAGCUUGCUUGAUAGCGAAGAGCUCCGACAAGAAGAAUUCUAUCAAGUAGGCGAGUCCGUUCAAGCAUUUGGCCGAUCGGAGUCGGGAAAAAUAGAGUGGGCUGUCGUCUAAUUUGGGACAGUGUACAGAAGGGUUCCCGAGAGCGAACAUCGAAGCCCAGAAUGAGGUGGAUAAUGCGGAAUCUAUUGGGAACGAAUUCAUAGCCUUCAAAAUGCAGGCAUCCGCCAUCGGGGCUUUGGCCCCGGUGAUGCUACUUUGUGCCGCGUUUGGGAGCUGGAGCAUAAUCUCUUUGUUCUUUCUGCUGGCCUUUUUUGUCGUCCAGUAUAAAUCUCAAAGACGAGCUCGGCAUGUUACUCCCCGGCCAUUGUUGUGGAUGUCUGUGGUGUUGUUGGCGACCGGUGUUAUUGUGACUGAAGGGUUCAUCGAAUUAGCAUGGGCCAUGGUGGGGAGCAAUUGGGACAUAUCGGAGUCACCAUGGCUGGAUUUGAUAGGACUCUCCCGACUGAAUCCAUGGGAGGGCAAUCUGGGCGUGUUUUUGUCCCUUCUUCCCCAGUUUGGUGUGGCAAUUACUGCAGCUUGUGCUUUGUACCACGAGCAACAAGCCAAUGGAAUGGCGGACAAUUUAUCUUGGGGCGAAGAAGGAUCUCAGUGGCGGGGCACUUUGAGGAACUUUUUGUUGCCAGCCGUUCAGAUUGUGGUUGGAGUUGCUCGCCCUUCCUGGAUAGCUCUUCCCUACUUCGUGUGCAGUUGUGUUGGACUUCUCCACUGGUCAAUGACUAGUAACUUUGUCGGCCUCUCCUGGGGUUGGAGACCAUUACUUUUGUGUACAGGAUGUCACAUUCUCUUGUUGUAUCUAUAUCAGUUGCCCAUCGCCUUCCCAGAUAGUUUGUCAGAAGUUGCUAGUUAUUUUGGUCUAUUUAAAGUUUCUGCCGUGGACUUCGGCUGGCCGGAAGGUCUUCAAGCUGCUGCUCUGGUAGCAUUGUACAUUUUGCUCUGUCUCGCCAUCAACGAUUUGCGAGAAGAGCAUUACAUUCGAGUGACAUCCGAAGACGUAUCUGGGCCUGAAGAUUCUCUACCCAGAUUUCAUAGUGACACGAUAUCCUCUUCAAGUAACCACAUCAGCGAUGAGGGCCUGAGUGAGAGGCUGCUUCCUGCUCAACUUCCAACAUCGCACAGAGACACAAUACAAUCUAGAAGGUGGGCUGGCGAUCAGAGAAGAGCGGUUGCUUUUCAGCAUGCUACAAUCAAUUUUAUUACCUAUGGUUUCCCGGUGUGUCUUAUUGCUCUAGUAUGCUGGAGCUUCAUCUAUGCCAGCCUCUGUGCUUUCGGCCUUCUGCUAUACGUGGGCUAUAUAUUUUAUGGCUUCCCAUCUGUUCUGAAAUUAAGGCAGCUGAACCCAGUGCUUCUUGUGUUCAUCUUAUCGUGGGCGCUCAGUACGUACGUCUUCAAUGCAGCUUUUACUGUCAUCAGUGAGCAGUCCGCGAUGGGAAUGGAGUUUUGGCAUUCUAUUGGACUGUGGCACUACUCUACGCCAGGACUAUUCAUUUUUGCGCAGUUCGCACUUGGAGUUCUCGUGGCAACUGAUAUAUUCGUGAGCAAUGUUAUAAUUCAAAGCAUGAGCGAGACAGACAGUCCAAAUGAGGAUCAAGGCCUUGCAGAAGAAGAUAACGAAGACUGGAAGGUUCUAAUACUGGCAGUAAUUGCUUGGUGCUUACGACGAAGCUCAUACGUUAUCUCUUUGGUAUUGAUAUUUACGGUGGGCAUGAAAGAUGGAUUGCUCCAUGCUGUCUACAUUGGCUUCUUCCUCAUGUAUCUGGUUAGUUCAGCAGUUGCGAAGAGAACACGGCAGUAUUUGAUUCUAUUUUGUGAGCUACAUUUUGCUGCUCUCUAUCUUUUGCAGCUGGACUGGAUAUCAAGUAUUAUUGAGCGCAACGAAGCUGUUUUGAAACCAAUCUUUUCUCAACUUGGUUUGUGGGGCAAAGCAAAGUUUCAGGAUUUUUUGAGCAUUGCAGCACUGCUCUGCUUCUUGGCGGUUCAAAGUCAUGGUUUCAAGGUGUUAAGCUCCCUGUCAGCAACUAUUCAGCAGAGUCCACAGCCACCUUUAGGAUGGGGUAUAUUGAGAGUUGGAAAUCGUCGAUCCGUUCUAAUGUCUGUCUAUGCAUCUCAGAACUUUGGGUAUCUUCAACAAGAAAGCAGCAACAAUGUGAACUGGGUAACGAAGCACCUUGCAGCCAUUGCGGAGAAAGUUCGCGCGACAUAUCGAUCUUUUGGCACAUAUAUUGUUUACGGGACAGUGAUCAGUGUGAUCUGUUUUGUUGAACCAAACUAUGUCUCCUUGGGAUACCUGUGUUUCUUGCUCUUCUGGGUAGUCGGGCGGCAGAUUACUGGCCAUACGACUUCUUAUCUUUGGUACCCUUUGAUGAUCUUCUCGGGAAUCGUUUUUGUCACUCGUUAUAUUUUAAGUGCCUUUCCGGAUCUUAGAAAGUUCUUGGAGAAUUGGUUUGCGUUAAACGAUGAUUUUGGCUUCAACCCUCACGAUUCCUUGUUUGGACAUCUGUGGGAUUCUUUGGCCAUUCUUGCUGUGAUGCAACUUUUCCGGUUUGAACGUGCACAAGUCGUUAUCCUUGCGGAAGAGGCAGACGGAGCUGGUGAUCAGUUCAAUCCUCAUCAUGGAUACAUUUCGUUUUUCAAGAGGUUCGCAAUUUUACACAGUGGGAAGGUUCUUACAUUGACGGUGUUUUAUGCGUCAAUUACACCGGUAAGCGCAACCGGAUUUAUGUAUCUUAUUAUGCUACUCGUCACCUGCAACAUGUCCAAAACUUCUCGACUCCCUGGACAGCUGUAUGCUGUUUACACUGCCAUUCUUCUAAGCAGUGAGUACCUAUUCCAACUCCUGGGACAGAGGUUGGAGAUGUUUCCGGGUCAAAGCCAUGGAAAUUUUGCCAGCUGGAUCGGGUUCCACGUGUAUGAAAAAGGCUACGUUGGGGUGGAGUCUGGGCUUCGGAGUAAAGUUUUAAUCUUAGUUGCCUGCAUACUUCAGUAUUGUACCUUCUAUUGGCUUGAGCAACUUCCGGCCUCUCUUCGUGUAGAUGAGCAGUACAAAGAGCCUUGUUUACUGUUUUUACCGCAUCUGCGGAGAAACCGUUCGAACUAUGGAACUUACCCAAUUGCUGUCGACCCUCGACAUGAGGGACCCCAAGCUGUCCAAGUUGGGCCAAAGAUUGCUCGUUUAGAUGACAGCAUAUCAGACGCAAUACCGCGCACUCCUGACAAAGUCACAGAUAUAUCCAGUACGGCCAGGAGUCAAGGUGGGGGAAUUUUCGUCGCAUCAACAUCGAAAUCCAACAUGAAAAGUCUAGAUACUGGCGGCGUUAAAGGUGAGCAGGCCUUUGCAGACAGCGAUAGGUCACGGAUGGGUUCCCCAUGGGGCAGUGCCAAAGAAUCGAGGCGUUGGACUAAACGAGCAAAUCUUCUUCAGAAGCAGGAUCGAUAUGAGGCUCAGUUAAGGACUUUGAGUAUCUACACCAAGCACACGCUCGAGCAUUUCUUCCAACUCUACGGACUGGAAAUCAGCAUGCUGGCAUUGUUAGUCGCUAGCUUUGCUGUACUUAACGUGAUUUCACUUUGUUACAUUCUCGUCCUUGGUCUAUGUAUACUCUUCAAACGACGAUCUCUUCGCAUCAUCUGGCCUUUGUUUGUCAUGCUCUUCGCCUGUGUGUUGAUAACGGAGUAUGCUGUGCUUGGGAAGGGUCCACCUUCGUGGAAUGUUCCUCCCAUUCUGAACGAAACGGAGGUUCGCUGCAACAAUUGUGCUCUUAGCUCCGCCGCCAAUUAUGAUUACUGCUGGCGAUGCUGGCUCGGAUGGGUUGUUGAUGAUCGCCAAAUCUUAGUCGCUCAUUUCAUGGUCUUUUUGAUUGCGAGUCUACAGCUUCGGGCUAACAUGGCAACUGGAGGUUUAGAUUCUAGAUCUUUCCAUGCUGCAAUAAUUCCACCCGAUGACAGGCUUGCUUGGAAGGAGAUUUCUUACGAAACCACGUCCCAGUGGACUUGGUUGGAUCAUGUCCGCUUCUUCUUCUAUCGGCACCUUUUACAUGUGGUUCUCCUCCUCGUUUUCGCUACAGGGACACUUCAGUAUGAUGUACUACAUCUCGGUUACUUGACAUUUUCUCUCAUCUUUUUCCGGAUGCGAAGCACCAUCAUGACUAAGCGCAAUUCCGUGUUCAUGUUUUUGCGCCUGUACAACUACAUCUUGAUAGUUGCGUCUUUACUCUAUCAGGCACCCUACUCUGGAUUCUUGGCUGGGGAAAAGUGUUCUGUAAAUGCUGAUAUCUAUAAUAUAGUCGGACUCUACAAGAUGAAGUUUGGAUUCCGUAUAACAGCACGGUCUGCCCUCGUAGAUAUCACCAUUUUUUGUGUAGCUGGACUGCAAGCACACAUUUUCCGGUCGAGGGAAUUUGAGCAGGUACUUAGAUAUCUGGAAGCAGAACAGGUCGAGGCAAGAGCACAUGCCCAGGAGAAUAAGGCAGCUUAUAAGAAGGAACACUUGCAGCGAAUUCGAGAAACAGAAGAACGGAAGCAGCAGCGGCGGUCACAAGUGGAGAAGAUGAAGACCGACAUGCUUCAUCUGCAAUUGCGGUUGGAUGUAUUGAACUCCACUGGAAAGUUCAGUGAAGUCGCGUCUCCCAUGAUUGAGUUAGAUGCUUGUGGUGGUCGUCAUCCAUCAUUUGUUCCUUUCACGAAUCCAGAUUCCAUGGUCCAUUCAGCAGAAGAUACUCAGAGUUCUCGAGGCCUAAAGAGGAUUACUUCAGAUCUAGCAGAGCCAAGCAAAUAUGUAGGUCCAAAAGUAGUCCAGCCUAUAGCACAUUCCGAGAGUGUUGGAGAUUUCCAGGUGAGAAGAAGAAGAAGGGUUUCUUGGCAGGGACCACAAACCGAGGGGGCUACCUCACCCAACUCUGCAGGUAAGUCACUAAGAUUACCAGGACCAUCUGCUCCUCUACGCAGAGCUGCUACGGAUGCCGAUGGUCAAUUUGAGACCAUUAUGGACGCUGGCGAAGAAUCUGCAUCGUUGCAAGGCACAGGUAGCCCUGAGCACAACAAGAAGUUUGAAGAUCAGUGGCAAAAACAGAGGCUCUUGUCUGGUGUGCAGCUUUUAGGAGAUGGAGUUGCCCAGGUUCAAAAUUUAGGGAAUAAAGCACUCUCCGGUAUUAUGGGAUUCUUAAAUAUAGAACCAGAAGAUGAUACAGAAACUUCUUCCACCGACGAGGAGGGAAAGCCCUCCGCACCUGAAAAGAAGCCCAACCCUUAUGAACCCAAUCCUUUUCAGACUGACGCACCUUAUGAGGAUCAACAAGCAGAUUCUCAAGCCGAAAAACAACGCAUGAUUGAUACUUGGAGGCGCAUCAGCAUGCUUUGCCAGUACUUUUGGUCACAGGUCUCUUCUAACACUGAUAUCGUCUGUUACUUCUUCUUCGUCAUCGCGUACACUUGGAACUUCAGCUUUCUUACGCUCGUAUUCCCUGCUACUCUUUUCCUAUACGCGCUUCUCGCCAAUCCUGGUCCGAGUCAACAUUUCUGGUUUGCCAUGCUUGUCUAUACAGAAAUUAACAUCCUGCUCCAGUACAUGUAUCAAAUCCAUGUACAAAAUUGUGAAGUCAAGGAUGUAUCUGUAUGGCUCAUCAAGCUAGGUAUUCCUGGAUCACCUAUGGAACACUCUUUUGUUAUCAGUGUCCUCCCCCUUUUCCUGGUCUAUCUCGCUACCUUAGUUCAAAGUUCUAUCAAAGCGAGAGAUGGAGAGUGGUUGUUUGUCAGUGAGUCUCAUUCCUUUCCAUCCUCAAGGCGUCUCUUAGAUAUGGAAGGCCAGACUGGGAUCCACCGUAUACCUUUGAAAGACCGACUGUGGAAGAGCGUUCGAUGGAUAACAGACGCUGGGUCUAGCGUCAGAAGGGGACUUUCAAGGUACUGGCAGGCCUUACGCACUGGGUCUGAAGCUCCCCCACAUUUUGUUCAAGUGUCGAUGCUUGUUGGGAAGUGGCCCGAAGAUGGCAUUCAACCAGAGAGAAUCGAAUCUGGAAUCAAUAGGCUUCUCACAGCAGUUCGCCGGUCAUCCAAUGUCCCUUCUUGCCAAGAAAAUGAGAACUUCAAGGAUGUGUGUAGUCGUGUCCGUGUGGAGAGUAUAGAGAACAGUCCAGGAAAGCCAAAUAUGGCUCUCGCGGUCUUGGAGGUGAUUUAUGCCGCUCCUCCUAGGGGUUACACGCCAGGCGCAUUCCAUCACACCCUUACUCCAGCCGCAGACGUUGCGGCUGAGUUACAGAGAGCGAAAGAUGAGGGUUUGGUAGAAGAGACUGCUUUCGCAUAUCCUAUCGUGUCGGUGAUUCCUGGUGGCAAGCGGGAGGUGGAUUUAUACGCUCUAAUCUUUGGAACAGAUCUUAUCGCAUUUCUCUAUGUGGCGCUGUUUUAUCAAUCCGCUAUGAAGCACAGUGAGCAGCUCCUUGAAGUAUAUCAAGUGGAAGAUCAGUUCCCGAAAGAGUUUGUCUUCGUUCUUAUGACUCUUUUCUUCUUGAUGUUGGUGGACCGCGUUCUUUAUCUAUGCUCUUUCGCCACAGGAAAAGUCAUCUAUUACUUCUUCAGUUUUGCCCUGUACACGGCCUAUGUCUCCGAUUUUGUCUGGUCCGUACUUGGAGCACCAGGAACUCCGAAACACUUCUUUCAGCUGUUGCCCCUCCGGGGAUUCUAUUUGAUGAAGGCUCUAUCCUUGGCUUUACAAGCUGUACAGCUGAAGUUCGGUUUACCACAUAAGAGUACUCUAUUUGGACAGUUUCUUACAAGGAAGGUCAACUCCACAAGUUGGCUUGGUUUUCGCCUUUAUAGAGCCUUGCCCUUCCUGUACGAACUGCGCUGUGUCCUGGACUGGUCUUGCACAACGACUGCUCUUUCGAUGUAUGACUGGCUGAAGCUGGAGGAUAUCUAUGCAAGUCUGUAUCUUGUGCAAUGUGAUAUAAAAAUGGUCCGUGAGAAGCAUCGACUCGGCGAAAAACAGGGUGUCUGGAUAAAAUUUUGCAGUGGAGUGCUGCUUUUUUUUACGCUGAUAGGGAUUAUCUGGGCUCCCAUGCUGGCUUACAGCAGUGGCAAUCCAACCAAUAUCAUAAACCAGAUCAAUGAUGUGCGGGCCAGGAUUGAAGUCAAGACUGCGGGUGGCAAGUUCCCAAUUUUCCAAACGGGACUUUGUCAAGUCCCUUUUCUGGAAGACGUUCUACAGCCAGACUCUACUCCAGAACCUUUCACCGAUCCUUACGCAUUUUUGACCUCUUCCUCUUACGAUAUAAGGGACGUACAACUUAUAUGCUGUGAAGAGGAUGCUGAUUCACUCUGGAUGAUACCGCCCCCCACGCUCAAGAGUUUGAUGGAUUCUAUAGAUGAUGACAUCAUGUUCCAGACAAGAUGGGAGUUCAAUCGAGAUAGGCCUAAGGGAAAGGAAGUAGCUGCUGUUCCAUCGGACGUCAUAGGCAUGAACUCCUCGUUGAUAGCGCAGCAGUUGAGGCAGGUUCUGAAUGGUACCCUUAAUUCAUUCAGAAUUGCCAAUCUGUACCCGCGUUACUUUAGAAUCCCUGGUUCAGGAGAUGUGCGUGUGCUCGAGGGAACAGUCGACCCUUACUUUGAUUCGACUUGGAGGGCAGGUUACGUGUCAGGCAACUUGACCCUUAAUAAAGGUGUAUAUUCGUGGUGGUCUUUCACACGUGACGAUGCAUUCAAAGGGGAUGGUUGUGGGAAUGCCAAGGGCCCUGUCGCUUUCACGGUGUCUGAAGAAGUGCCGAAGGGAAUUAUCGGAGAGACGCUGAGCAAGUUCAGCAUCUGGAGUUUGUACAUCACAUUUGUGCUAGCUGUUGGUCGCUUCAUUCGACUUCAGUGUUCUGAUAUACGAAUGCGCAUUCCCUUUGAAAAUUUUCCGGCGUGUGAUAGGGUGGUUGCGAUUUGUGAAGACAUUUAUGCUGCUAGGGCAGAGCGAGAGUUGGAGUUGGAGGAAGGACUAUUUUGGACAUUGAUUAAAAUUUAUAGGUCCCCCCAUAUUCUUAUGGAGUACACAAAAGUAGAGUAGGUCUUACUGUUCAAUAUCAAAUUAGUUUCACAAGAGUGAACUCCCUGAUCCGCUCAAAAAGGAUAGUAGUCAGACGACUGUGCAUUAGGAUUUAGAGUUCACUGAGCCAGAUCAAUCUCGGUUUCAUUCAGCCCUAGCAUUGAUCUGGCCUUCGGUGUCAGCCACAAAAAAUCUGACUCAGUUGCGCACCCCGGCAUUUGUACAGUAUUCUUCCGAGAAAUCAAAUCUGCAAGUCUCCGAGCGUCUAAGAUUGACAGAUAUGAUCAGUUUUUUCGAUUAUUUCCCCACCAUUAUUGUGACAGAUUACGAAGUUGAACAUCCAGAUUGUACGGACCAACAAUUUGGAGAAGACUUCGACCUAUUAGUACACUACUUACUUUGUUUUCUUGCCGCCAACAAUAGAAUCUCCAACUCAGACACGAAAAUAGCAACACCGAAGUUAAGUAGUCCGUUCAUAUGCAUUAAUUCUGGCCCGGUUAAUCACCUUACCGGGUGCAGUGUCUUGCGGCUUUGAUAACCUUUUAUCUCGUUGACAUGCUAAGCCGGACUCCGCAGAACAGACUCACGUUUGUGAUCAAGUCCACCAUGGGUUCUGCCAUGAAGUUUCAUUUUAUUCUAUCACGAGAAUGAUGAAAUUUAGAUGAACCGGCGAUGGAUUCAUUGGUAGGACGGUUCAAGGCAGGAUUGUGCAGGCGUUUCGACUGGCUUCUCAUAUGGUUCGCCUGAACGAGUGUAUGUAUAUUCUACUUCUUGCUUCUGUUGCAUUCACUAUAUCCGACUGUCACAACCACUUGGGACAAACAUUGUCUGAUGCGAGC
Messenger RNA from Marchantia polymorpha subsp. ruderalis, 9023 nucleotides. Lineage: Eukaryota; Viridiplantae; Streptophyta; Marchantiopsida; Marchantiales; Marchantiaceae. The record is from the annotation of a GenBank genome assembly.